Molecule: messenger RNA, 369 nt
Organism: Guillardia theta CCMP2712
Lineage: Eukaryota; Cryptophyceae; Pyrenomonadales; Geminigeraceae
Exons: 2
Coding region: 1-369 (122 amino acids)
Source: RefSeq, a predicted model, not a curated record
AUGUUGGCAAGAAACCUCAAGGCUUUCGAUGUGAUUCUGAAACAAGAUAUCGAUCAAAACAUGGGCGACGGACACGAUGAGAAAGGGGAUGACGUGGACGAGGUCGAGGACGAGGAUAAGGACGAGGAUGAGGAUAAGGACGAGGACGAGGAUAAGGACGAGGACAAGGACAAGGACAAGGACAAGGACGAGGCCAAGGACAAGGCCAAGGACAAGGACAAGGACAAGGACAAGGACGAGAGGAAGGAGGUUCUGGCGGAGAAGUUUGUCAUGGAAGUUGAAGGAGAGACCUUGAUUAUUUCCAGCUUCUCGUGCGAUCUCGCGGCCUCCUCCUUCCUCUCCUUGACACCCUGCCAUCCUGACUGCUAG